Dryobates pubescens (Downy woodpecker) is the source of this 347-nucleotide messenger RNA. RefSeq names its product small integral membrane protein 36 (gene SMIM36). Bases 18 to 347 code for a protein of 109 amino acids. The record is from RefSeq and is a predicted model, not a curated record. The transcript has a single exon. NCBI's taxonomy places the organism in Eukaryota, Metazoa, Chordata, Aves, Piciformes, Picidae.
GCCGCUCCCCCGUGCCCAUGAAACUUCAUUCCCCGGCUUUGCCCUCACCAGUAUGGGACCAAAUGGAGUUUUAUCUGGAGAUUGACCCUGUUACCUUGAAUCUCAUCAUUCUGGUAUCUAGCUAUGUCAUUUUGCUCCUGGUUUUCCUGAUCUCCUGCGUGCUCUACGACUGCAGGGGGAAGGAUCCCAGCAAGGAAUAUGCUCCGGAGGUCCCUGCAGACACCCAGCCCCCGAUCCGGCUGGUGGUGAUGCAGCAGGGCUCCCCUGGCACCCGCUGGGCAAAGGGGCUCGUCACUGGCUACGAAAACCCCUCCGACCUGCCAGGGAAAAGGACUACUGUGGUGUGA